Molecule: messenger RNA, 972 nt
Organism: Drosophila novamexicana
Lineage: Eukaryota; Metazoa; Arthropoda; Insecta; Diptera; Drosophilidae
Product: uridine diphosphate glucose pyrophosphatase NUDT14-like
Exons: 2
Coding region: 54-689 (211 amino acids)
Biological process (GO): ribose phosphate metabolic process; nucleoside phosphate metabolic process
Molecular function (GO): UDP-sugar diphosphatase activity; metal ion binding
Source: RefSeq, a predicted model, not a curated record
GUCACUUGUUUUUGCCAAAAUCAGCUGUCGGCUGCAGUUUGAUUUAUUCCAAAAUGGAAAACAUUACAAAGAUCUGGUUGGGCCCGCUGCCCGAGGAUUCGCCCUAUGUAAAACCGUUUCGUAUGUAUUACGUGCAAAAUGGCGUCGAAAAGAACUGGGAUCUAUUGAAAGUGCACGACAGCGUUGCGAUUGUCUUAUUUAACACAACGCGCCAGAAACUUGUGCUGGUGCGUCAGUUUCGACCGGCAGUCUAUCACGGUGUGAUUGCCAGUGAGGAGGGUGGUUUCGACAAGGUCGAUCUGAAGGCUUUUCCGCCUUCUAUUGGCGUAACCUUGGAAUUGUGCGCCGGCAUUGUGGAUAAGUCGAUGAGCUGGCAGGAAAUCGCUCGCGAGGAGGUGCUGGAGGAGUGCGGCUACGAUGUGCCCGUGGAGCGCAUCGAGCAAGUCAUGGUCUAUAGAUCUGGUGUGGGCUCGUCGGGCGCCAAGCAGGCCAUGUACUACUGCGAGGUGACAGAUGCGGAUAAAGCGCACGGCGGCGGCGGCGUCGAUGAUGAAUUGAUUGAGGUGGUGGAACUGUCUCUGGAAGAGGCCAAGCGUAUGGUGCAGCAAGGCGCCGUCAACAAUAGUCCGCCCAGUUGCCUAAUGGGCCUUAUGUGGUUUUUCGCCAACAAGGCGCCCCCAAGCGCUUAGCCCACUGCCCCCCGCCGUAUAAUCGCGUAUUUCUGUUAUCUAACUGAUAACUACUUCACAACGGUAAUCCGCUGGGCAGCUGCAGACGAUUAAUGUACGCAAACAAGAACUUCACAUGCUUUCCAUCACAUCGGUUAACACGCGUAGCGUAACUAAAUUUCGAUGCCUUUCGAGUCUACACAUAUAGUACAUACAUAUAUAUUGCUUGUCUGUAUAUAUUAUAGAUAUUUCGUUUAUCAUUUGUUUGAGAAUAAAGAGCAUGAGCUCUAGCUGCGAGACGCAA